This is a messenger RNA of Mycena citricolor, 1714 nucleotides long. Lineage: Eukaryota; Fungi; Basidiomycota; Agaricomycetes; Agaricales; Mycenaceae. The record is from the annotation of a GenBank genome assembly.
UCGUGAGUCGCUAUCUUCCGUUCAUAACCACGAUGGCCUCAUCGGUCUGGCCUCACCGUCCCAUUUCGUCUCCGCCUCCUGGCUCCGCAUCCGAACGAAUCUCUUCCUCACCUGAGGUUCUCUCAUCCCCUUUGCACAUGUUCCCUCGAAUUCGAAGUCCCGAUUCACCCGUCUCCAAGCGAGCUGAAGAGUAUCGCCUCUCUUGGGAUCCUCCGGCAGACCCCAAAGUGUCAUACCAGCUUCCAAGCUUUCGUUCCCUCUUUGCAAGCGACGACGAACCACCCUCUACUUCAGACUACGCAGGGUCUGAAUACUCGGAAACGCGCGAAGAUGAAUCUACCAUUGACAGCGACCAAGAGGAGGAGAGAGAAACAGAUUCUAUUCGGAUUGUCGAGUCACUUUCUUCUCAAUUUCUGCCGAACGUGGCAGAUGGGCUGAGGUCAUGCCACGACAUUUCCGUACCUCCGCGCGCACGACCUCCCCUGUUCCUGUCCCUGCUACCGUUUUUGUGUCGAGAAAUAUUUCAGAACCCGCGCCCUCUACAAAACCGUCUCCGGCCAUCAUUCAAUCCCAACUGCCUUUCACCUCGCCGCCUCCGGCGCUCAGCCCUGAUCUAUCCUCCACACUUGGUCACAGUUCCCCCAGAACCUUUUCGGAGCCCUUAUCACCCCUAUCUCUUCCACCAUCGUCGCUCGCUGGUGACUACGACAUGGAGUUUGAGUCAUUUCCGGACCUAGAAGAAACACCUUACGUAGGCCUGCUGGAUGUUUCUGUCAAGAGCGAGAUACCGGCUCAGGAUUCGUCGACAGGUGCCGCUCUCUCAGAACCGAUAGCAUCUCCAUCCCCAUCCGAAAGAGCCAUUUCCGCCGCCAAUGGUGCUUCACUAUCUCCGGUUUUGCAGCUUGCCGUGGAUGUUGGACCCGAAGUCGAAGCUCGCUCACCGGAGACCCUUCCUUUGCAUGAAGCGGAUACAAACAGAGUCAAACGUCGUGGGGACCAUGGCAGAGAAGAAGCGCCAAGGAAGAAAGCUCGCUUCGUGCCUGCCCUCGCUGCUCCGAAGCUAUCGGAUGCUAAACGCACCAAUGACAAAUCGCUACUCAAAGGGCUUCCACUGGAGAAGAAAGCCAAGGGUGAACCAAAGCCCAGGUCUGUGAAACAGCGGAGAAAUCGGCCUCGAUCUCCCUCCCGUGAGACGUUCUCCGACUUGGACCCCGAGUUGACUGGCAUGUUAAUCGAGUCCAUGGCCACCUCUCGGGCAUCCUCCCUCCCCAUGUCUUCCUUAUUCAAGAUUACCAUGCAGAGUUAUCCUUCCUUCAAGAGUCGUGGAACGGAGGAGCAGUGUUUGGAAAUGAUGGAGCGUGCAUUGGAGGCAGGCACUUUGGAAGCAGGGGGAAGUGGGCUUUUCGACAAAGUCGAGAGAGAUCCCUCGGAUGAAAGCGAAUCUCGUCACGACUCCCUGUGGUAUUAUCAGCCUGAACGUGAUCCGGACCAGGAUCGUGCCCAGCUUAUCAAAAGCAUGAUGCCUCGACCGGCGAAACGCGCAGAAACGAAGAAGCACAAGCAGUACUAUUAUCGCCCGUUGGAAAAGAUUUCGAAAUGGGAUUCUGAGGAUGCCUUGUAAGAUAUUCAGGCGAAAUCCGGGGCCAUGUAUCCUUGAUCGCAACCACACCACCCUACUUUAGCUUAUAACUUUAUCAAUUUCGUUCUCAAAAUC